AUGCAGGAACAGCUGCCGUCGUCCUUUCGAGAAGACGUCGCUUUGCUGUCCUCGGUCCCCGCAUACCAGAGUGUGACUGGCACUCCGAUAUUUGUCCUUCACCACGUAACCGUGUCUUCUGAGAAUCUGCUGUUUCUCAGUCCGUUGAUUUCUCUUGUUGUCCUGGGGAUCUUGUGGAAGCUUUCCCCUGGGCGACUACGCGGAUCUCACCCCUCUGGCCGCGCUAAUACGCGUGGUAUUAGCGGAUUGGCACCGUCGGAUGAAGAAAACGCUGCAUAUGUAUUAGUAUCCGCAAAGGGAGACCUCUGUCAGGGUUUCGGGUCAGCAGGAACGUUUCAAAGUCGGGGCGAUACAGCUAGAUCGCGGUCCAAGUACGCGGUCUGGGUAGCGGCUACCAUAUUUCUUACCGCGAUGUUGUUCAGUCAUGCUUCUCUCCUUGCCUUAACUGGGUAUCUCCCAGGUGUGCUAUCGCUUGGAAAUCUGGAGAAUGUGCGCCGCCAAUCUUCAUCUGCAAGUGCUGCUGGGCCACUGGAUGUUUUCCAGGUCUAUCAACCCGUCACGUUUGAUCCAGCAAGCAAUAAUGCCUGCAAUCAAGAAAUCCUGCUCAUGGAACAUCAAUUUGCAGCUAGUUAUGGGCAUCCGUUUGUAGGCAACUAUGAACCGCCUCAAUGUGACUUUGAUACAACAAGAAUCAAUCUCACCGUCACAUCUAAAGGCCGUCAGUUUGACCGCCUGGCACUGAUGUUUCUUGGAGACGUAGAAGUCUUUCGGACAUCCACUGCUGAGCCUACUACUAACGGGAUUGUGUGGACGUACAUCAAGGAGAUGUCUCAGUACAACACACUCUGGAAACAACCCCAGAAGUUGAUAUUCGACCUGGGGAAUCUUAUCGACAACACCUAUACUGGUCCCUUCAAUGUGACGCUGACAGCAUCGUUUACGCACCAGAACAACGUUAAAACAGCAGACGUCAUUCUGCCCAUCUCAUCGCGGAAGUCAUCCAGCAAUUCCUCGAGCGCUUUCACUGUUCCAUCUGAUAAUACGACCGUGGCUUACAGCAUUCCUGGAAACGUCUCUCGUGCCAUCGUAUCCAUUUCAGCAUGUGGACAGUCAACGGAAGAAUUCUGGUGGUCUAAUGUGUUUUCAUCCAACACGGCAGAUUUCACACAAACUGCCGGCGAGCUGAACGGCUAUUCGCCCUUCCGUGAAGUCCAACUUCUGAUCGAUGGGAUACUGGCCGGAGUUGUAUGGCCCUUCCCUGUCAUCUUUACAGGAGGGGUUGCGCCGGGUUUCUGGCGUCCGAUUGUGGGCAUCGAUGCAUUUGACCUCCGAGAGCCGGAAAUCGAUGUCACGCCGUUCAUUCCUCUGCUUACUGAUGGGAAAAGUCACACCUUCGAGAUCAAAGUCCUAGGGCUUGAUACCUCUGCAAAUGGAACCGCUGCGUUGUCCAAUACAGUUGGUUCAUAUUGGGUGGUCACGGGAAAGGUGUUCCUUUAUUUUGGAGAUACCGUCAUUCAUGGGAAAGGUCGUCCUCAGAUCAGCGCCCCGGAGCCCCAAUUCUUUAUCACACGGAAUCUCGUCCAAAACGCGCAAUCCGGCGCGAACGAGUCGCUCUCCUAUUCAGUUAGGGCUGAGAGGAAUCUGACAGUCCGAUCAUCUUCCUUUCUAUGGAGCCAGACUCUAUCGUAUUCAAAUUUUGGUUUACUUACCCAGCAAGGUAUCAGUCAGCGGAACAACCAAAGCACCGUCGGUACGGUAUCAGCAACGAGUAUCGGCAGUGGUAGAGGGUCAAUCGAGAGCUAUACGACGUUUAGCUAUCCACUGGACUGCAAUUCAACCUACGGGAUUACCGAUGAGACGACAUCUAUCGACGCCACAAUUAGUCGUGGUCUUGAUAUUGACUCCAAUGGCGGCCCCGGCAUAUCAACCUACACUCUCACAUCGGGGCCUUCGACGCUACAUACAAAGCAGUAUGGAGAGGCACAUUAUUUCUCCACAUCUGGUGGUAGCUCCUCAUCAGGUGAGACAACAGAUAUCUUUAAUGGUGAUGAUGGCUACCAGAGAUACGUCAAGGCAGUCAAUGGGACUGUCGUCAGCGAUACCCCAGCAGGUCAAGAGUCAUCGGCUCGUCUCUUGAAAUCCCCUGGCAGCGGACAGUUCUGUCUUGGCAGGAACAGUGUCAGGAGCAUUUUAGGAAGAGGGCCCAGCACACCAUUUGUUUAA
Messenger RNA from Paecilomyces variotii, 2223 nucleotides. RefSeq names its product peptide N-acetyl-beta-D-glucosaminyl asparaginase amidase A-domain-containing protein. The record is from RefSeq and is a predicted model, not a curated record. The transcript has 2 exons. Bases 1 to 2223 code for a protein of 740 amino acids. Lineage: Eukaryota; Fungi; Ascomycota; Eurotiomycetes; Eurotiales; Thermoascaceae.